Henningerozyma blattae CBS 6284 is the source of this 1014-nucleotide messenger RNA. Its product is annotated as opsin family protein. The coding region runs from base 1 to 1014 and encodes 337 amino acids. The transcript has a single exon. Lineage: Eukaryota; Fungi; Ascomycota; Saccharomycetes; Saccharomycetales; Saccharomycetaceae. Gene Ontology annotation, cellular component: endoplasmic reticulum; plasma membrane. The record is from RefSeq and is a predicted model, not a curated record.
AUGUCAGGUGAAUUCGUCGAAUUAGUGAAAAAGAGUGGUAAUAGAGCCGUAGAGGUUAAUCCACCUACCGGACUAGAUGUUCAUUUAACAAAAUCCGGUUCCGAUUGGUUAUGGACCGUUUAUUCUAUAUUCGGUGUCUUAGCUGUCUUAUACGCCUGUUUCUUCUUCUACCAAGAAAUGAAAAACGGUUCUCAAUUGGUUAGAUACACAAUGGCUGCUCCAUUCUUAAUUUCAUUAUUUGAAUUUUUCCAAUACUAUACUUAUGCAUCUAACUUGGGUUGGACUGGUAUUCAGGCUGAAUUCAAAGGUGAAGAUGUUUCAGACCCAGUCUCUGGUGAAUCUCCAAAUAUCAGACAAAUCUUUUAUGCCAAAUAUAUUGCAUGGUUCUUAUGUUGGCCCAUCCAAUUGUUCAUGGUAGAAUUAGCAGGCGUUACCAUCAACCAUCAAGGUGAACCUUUAUCUGUCUGGGAUAUUAUGCAUUCAUUAAUAGUUCAAGUCAUUGGGUUUGAAUUCUGGAUUAUUGCCUUAUUAGUAGGUGCUUUGAUCCGUUCCAGUUACAAAUGGGGUUAUUGGACUAUGGGUGUUUUUGUUUCAUUAGUUGUCUUGGGUAUUCAAUUUAAGAGACAAGUAUUUGAUUUAAGAACAAGAGGUUUAAGUUUAGCCAUGUACUUUGUUGCCAUAAUUGUUAUCUUAUUAUACAACGUCUGUUGGGGUUUAGCCGAUGGUGGUAAUAGUAUUUCACCAACUGCAGAAGCUGUCUUUUAUGGUGUCUUGGAUCUAUGUAUCUUUGCCAUUUGGGCAGGUUAUUUGUGCUUUAUCAUUUGUAGAUUCGGUGAAUGGCCAGAAGUUGAUGCUUUGCCAGGAAACAAUAUUACACCAAUUAAUCCAGAUCAAGAAAAGAACUUACCAGCUUCUCCAAGAGCUUCAGGUGAUACUGCUUAUGAUGAUGAUGAUGUUUCAGAAGAACCACAACAAGAUCCAGAAGUAGAUGAUGAAAUUCAACAAAGAGAAUAA